AUGGCGUCGUCGUCCCAGUCCUCCUCCGACGGGGUGAUGCCUUCGAUCAUCAUCGGAGGCGGCCGCGUCGGCCAAGCGCUGUUCGACAUGGGCGUGGACGGCGACGUCAUCGUGAAGCGCGGCGACGCGUUCCCUUCCUCGCCCGCGACCGGGCCCAUCUACGUCUGCACGCGGAACGACGCGCUCCAGGGCGUCGUCGACGCCACCCCGGAGGCGCGACGGAAAGAUCUCGUCUUUCUGCAGAACGGCAUGCUCCAACCGUGGCUCGACGCGCGCGGCCUCGGCGGCAACACGCAGGCGCUCGUCUACUUCGCCGUCGCGAAGAUGAACGAGAAGCCCACGGACGGGAUCACGGACGCGAACCCGGAGGGGCUCACCGCGGCGAACGGCGAGUGGGCGGACGCGUUCGCCGCGAGGCUGCGAUCGGGCGGUCUGAGAUGCCACGUGCUGGACGACGACGCGUUCAGGGCGUCGAUGUUCGAAAAGCUCAUCUGGAUCUGUGCGUUCAUGGGCGUCGGCGCGGCGCACCCCGGCGCCACCGUGGGCGACGUCGAGAGCGCGCACAAGGAGGAGGUGGAGGCGCUCAUCGCGGAGCUCGUCGCCGGGAGCGAGAGCGCCAAGGGGGUGCGAUUCGCGGAGGGGACGAUCCCGAGGCUCGCCGCGUACGCGCGCGCGGUGUCGCACUUUCCGACGGCGGUGAAGGAGUUCGAGUGGAGGAACGGGUUCUUCUGCGGGAUCAGCGAGAGGGAGCUGGCCGCGGGGCGGUUGGAUCCGUUCCCGACGCACACGGCGCUGAUGAAGCAAGUCGGCGCGCUGGAGUGA
Molecule: messenger RNA, 822 nt
Organism: Micromonas pusilla CCMP1545
Lineage: Eukaryota; Viridiplantae; Chlorophyta; Mamiellophyceae; Mamiellales; Mamiellaceae
Exons: 1
Coding region: 1-822 (273 amino acids)
Source: RefSeq, a predicted model, not a curated record